Cryptotermes secundus is the source of this 5023-nucleotide messenger RNA. RefSeq lists its product as uncharacterized. Gene Ontology annotation, cellular component: cytoplasm; ubiquitin ligase complex. Lineage: Eukaryota; Metazoa; Arthropoda; Insecta; Blattodea; Kalotermitidae. The transcript has 8 exons. Gene Ontology annotation, biological process: ubiquitin-dependent protein catabolic process; positive regulation of proteasomal ubiquitin-dependent protein catabolic process; protein polyubiquitination. The record is from RefSeq and is a predicted model, not a curated record. Gene Ontology annotation, molecular function: zinc ion binding; ubiquitin conjugating enzyme binding; ubiquitin protein ligase activity. The coding region runs from base 423 to 2444 and encodes 673 amino acids.
UUCUCUGUCCCAGUUUGCUCGUUAGUCUCUCUUAGAACGGUAGAAGUGGUAUCUGUGUGGAGUCUUGAGUUUUACAGAAAGUGUAGCUCUCAUCACUUACCAUACGUCCGGUUGCAGUAGAGUUUUGUUGUUUGCAGUGAGAAAUAUGGUGUCCAGUGGUUUAUUAGGUUAAGUUUUGGUAGUGACAGUAGUAGUGUAUUUCCGAGUGGCGUUUGAUGUGAGAAGUAUUAAUCACUCAGCUUGGCCACAGGAUUAUCUGCCACAGUGUCCAGUCGCAAUACCUGAUACUCGAAACACUAUUGGCUGUCCCGCACUUAACGGAAUGGCGUUCCUUCAAAACAAACCCGAAAAGAGGGCCCGGGGCACCGCAAUAAACUCGUCAUUCACCUUCAAGUGUUUCGACCACCAGACCUGUGGAGGCAAUGACACGAAAUCUUGGCAACAGCAGCAGUAGCUGUCAGUACAAGACUCACUUUCGGGAUCAUCGAAUUAAGUGCAACGAGAGUGAGGAUUUGAGCAAUCUGCAGUCUUCGUUGCAUAGGUAUCGCUUGGCCGUCACGACGAACAGCAACGAGCACAGCGAGCUUUGCAAGCCCGUGAAUGUCACGUCUUCCUUAUUGUGCAGUGAAACAGGAGGAAGUGAAAUCGGGAAACACAGACACAAUUACCGUAUUCGGCGCGAACGCGUGUGCAGAUCCUGGACCAGUGGUUACGGUACGUUGGUGGAGGAUAAGGAGUCCGCUUUCCAUCGAGACAGAGUCGUGUUGUUCGCAGAUAAGCAGCAGCAGCAGCAGCAUCUAGCUCGCCAGAAAGUGUGUCCACCAGACUUGCGCAGUAAGCUUCGCCGCGCCACAUCCCUUGUCAUCGCCACGCCCUGGAAACACCAGACUCACACAGCUGAUGCUGUCCCCAACGCUGCUAAAGCGAGUCAUCGUCGUAGUCGCAUCGAUCUGUUGCUGAUGCCGAGUCUCAAGUCCCUAGUGAGCCGACGCUCCUCCUCGUCCCGUGCAGCAGGGAUCAGUGGAGGUAGGGACAGGACCCUGCUUGUUCCCGGUAUGGGCGGUAGCUCUAGCAGUUCCGUCCUGGCUGCCGGGAGCGGGGGCAAGUCGGUAGGUGACGUGUCAACUGUAGGAGCAGGUGCUACUCUCAUGGUGCCACUAAUGAAAAGAGAAGCGAGUUGCAGUAGCCUUGCGCCGUCAAUAAGAAUAAAUGGGAACGAUUUUCGUGGCAGUGGGAUGAUAAGUGAUAUACCAAGCGGAGAGCAAGCUGCUAGUGGUGGUGGAAAUAUGAGGAAGUGCGAGACAAUGCUCACUUUGUCAAGUUUCGGUGCCGCGUUGCAGAGGUCAGCGUCCUCCUCGCGGACUACGAUACACGUAGAACCGUUAAGACCGGUAAACAGAUUACGCGUUCUACCGCAUUAUUCAAGUUCAGGGCUUUCUCCGAAUGUUGGAGGCGGCUCUGUGAGUAGGAUGUGUUCACGGUGUAGCAGUCUACUCUCCAUGGCUUCCUCAUCACGGUAUUCUCUCAACACGGCCGGUGGUGGAUUUGUGCCCUGCAGUCCUGGUGGAAAUCAGCCCGACCAGAGCUUACUCUGCAAGUUGUGUCUAGGGGAUGUUCCUUUCGGCAUGGCGUACGAAAUUAAACAGUGUGGCUGCGCCUUCUGUAAAGACUGCAUGAAGUCCUACAUCGAGUUUGAAAUCCAAGAAGGGGCUUAUGACAUUUCCUGCCCUGAUGCCCAGUGUGAAAAACAAGGUGUGAUCUCAUUAUUGGAAAUUGAAAUUCUAGUCAGCAAGGAGUUAGUUGAGAAACACAGCAAAUUUCGUCUAAAUAGAGAAGUGGACCUUGAUGUUAACAGAACGUGGUGCCCACGUGCGGGAUGUGAAACAGUGUGCAAUGUUUGUGGCCCUGUAGAGCGUUGUCUUCCCCAGAGCGUCCACUGCCCAACUUGUUCGUCAGACUUUUGUUCAAACUGCAAGAACCCUUGGCACUCAGGAUUUUCGUGUGAGGAGAACACCAGACGCCUGACCAAGGAAGGACACACAGAUCUCAUGGAACCAAGCAUUCCUUUUGACUCCGAUCUCAUCAAGUGUUGUCCCAUGUGUAAUGUUCCUAUUGAGAAGGACGAGGGCUGUGCACAGAUGAUGUGCAAGCGUUGCAAGCAUGUCUUCUGUUGGUACUGCUUGGCAUCAUUAGAUGAUGACUUCCUACUUAGACAUUAUGACAAAGGUCCAUGUAAGAACAAACUUGGUCAUUCUCGAGCUUCAGUUAUCUGGCAUCGAACACAAGUGAUUGGAAUCUUCGCUGGGUUUGGGAUCCUGUUGCUAGUGGCAUCUCCUCUCCUCCUCCUAGCCGCACCAUGUAUUGUUUGCUGCAAGUGUCGAGUCUGCAGUGGAAGUAGCAAACUGGAUUCAGAGGAUGAAAUGCAGGAAGAAUCAGCAUCUUGAAGUUAGUGCUAGCACCAGGUGAUGAAUUCCGCCAGCAGAAGAGAUGUCACCUGUUGAAGCUCUAGUUGUCGAAAAUAAAGGAUGAGGUAUGGCGUAGGUCAGCAAAAAGAUCUAAGUCUUUCUGGAUGCUGAAGAGACGACAAAGUUUUACUAGACUCCUCAAAGACACAGUAGAUACAGAAGAUACAGAUGUGAGGGUCCACGACCCAGAUAACAACUCCUAACGUCGGCGAACAGAGAUUCGUUCAGCAACGUGAUCAUGGUGUGGACUAACCUUUGGAAAUAGAAGAACGAAGGGUGAUCAGAAGGUCAAAGUUUGGAGAAUUGAAGCUGUUCCCUCGGGUUGACUCCAAGCUCCUCUCGCGUUGACUGCUGCUUUCCGGCUCGUCACCUAGGCUGUCCCUCGAGAUUCAGCAAAGGCCGCUAAUGGAAGCUUCUGAUCACUGGAAUCUGCGGUUGUUCCUUCCGAGUAUCCCGGGCCCUGGGCUUCCUCCGGAGCGUUGAUUCCUCGAAAUGGGCUCGAAUCCGCCUCGGCGUCUUCAAGUCUCUCCGGCCCUUCCGGUUUACAACCUCUUUGUCGAUUCUCGGUGUUGUUAGAAUUCAAUCAGCAACGACCUGUAGCACCUAUCCCACCAACGCUGCCACCAUGUAAUGUAAUUCUUUUCUUUAGUAGUGCUAGCACCAGGUGAUGAAUUCCGCCAGCAGAAGAGAUGUCACCUGUUGAAGCUCUAGUUGUCGAAAAUAAAGGAUGAGGUAUGGCGUAGGUCAGCAAAAAGAUCUAAGUCUUUCUGGAUGCUGAAGAGACGACAAAGUUUACUAGACUCCUCAAAGACACAGUAGGUACAGAAGAUACAGAUGUGAGGGUCCACGGCCCAGAUAACAACUCCUAACGUCGGCGAACAGAGAUUCGUUCAGCAACGUGAUCAGUAAGUCUGAUGUCGUCCCAUCGUAAGGUUCUGUACUUAUAGUAAUAAUCUGGGCGUUGGCUCGGCCAAAAGCCUGGGCACAUGACAGUGGAAUCUGACGCAAUCUGGAUGACACGAGGCAGAUGCUCGUAUUAGUGAGAUUUCGGUUAUACACCCCAGAUCAGGACCAAAGUACAGGCACGUGGAGCGACAGUCAUAAGCAGCACAUGUUAUGUUUGGGACAUUUAAGCGUCUUAACCUUAGAGGAUCUAAGGUUAUCGGUCUCUUGUUUCCUCAUUGAGAAAAACAGCUGUCUUACAAAUCUUACUGAAAGUGAAUACAAUAUAAUUAAAGUACAUUGUUACUUUAGGUUUUAGAGAGUUUACCUAUACAUGUGGUAUCACUCUCUUUACAGGUAAACCUUAUUGAUAAAUUUACAUUGGUAACAUAAUUGGGUUCAUCUCAUUAUAGGUGUUAAAGAUAUGUAAUUACAAUUCACAUAUUACACAAGCAUAUGUCAAAAUUAAAAGAAAAAGGAUAUGGGACUAAUAUGUGUGAUACAUUUCGAAACUUCAUCAUAAUCUGAGAUGGUGAAGUAUAAAUUUUACUUUUAGAUGUGUUGAUUUUCCAUGGAAUGAUUGCAUUAUUAAAUGUUACAUAUAUUUCUUAUGUAAUCCUUCUGUGACAAUUUGACAAACUAUUGCUUGAAGUUGUUUCAUAUAUUGUACUUCAGGCAGGCGCAAAAUAACACAUGUACAUUUCAGUGCCUUCAUGGCAGAAUAGUGUGGUGUGCAGUGACUGUAUCUGAAACGUAUAAGACUAAGUCAUAUUGAGUCUUUUUAUCUCUGAAAUAUAUAAUGACAAUAUAAAAAGUGUUCUAUUAAUAUUCAUAUAUAGCAGUGUAGACUGUACACUUAUUACUGUAUGGUAUUCCGUAUCAGGUUUCCGUUACUGAAGGAAGACUUGGAGUAGUAUUUAUGUUCAGUUGAUUACAGUAUUUAAUAAGAAGAGCUCUAACAGUGAAGUUAUGUGAUUCAGAUAUUGUAAAAUAUCGUAUAAAUGUUCUGAAUUGAGUUUCAUUACUGCAACGAUAAAACAAUGCAAAUGAUGUGUCAUUGUAUGUUUGCUGUAUUUGAGAUAAUUUCUUGUGUUCACUUCAGUUAAAGUUUGCAUGUUAAAUGCUGAUCAGUGUAAUUGGAAAACUGUUAGAUUUGAGGUUCCCAUAGCAGUGAUUAUGAAGAGUACCAUCUUUUGGGAUGUGAUGUUGUGUGGUGUAGUUUACCAACGUUUGGAGAAGCCACAGGAAGACUACAUACCAUCACAGCGCAUAAGAUGGUACUUUUCAACUGAUAGAUUAUUGUUAUAAGUUAGACUGGAAGAGGAAGAAGAAAUGUUUCUUUUGCUCUUUGCAAGAAUUCUUCAGUAUUAUGUAUGGUAAUACUAUUGGAUUUGAUACGAAAUAAUGAUCAAGUGAUGUUUAUUAUACCAACAAGUGUCCACAAGUAUACAGUUUUAGGUCGGUGUUAAAUUUGUAUCAUAUUUUGACUGAUGGUUAACAAAAUUAAUUAUAAACUCAACUUAAUUUGUGUGUAAGUGAUUGUAGAUUAAGUGCGUAAUGUAUGUACAUAGAAAAAGUUUGAAUGUGCCCAGUAAAACGUAUCUUCAUGAUUUGUA